This is a messenger RNA of Trichophyton benhamiae CBS 112371, 2409 nucleotides long. RefSeq lists its product as uncharacterized. Gene Ontology annotation, biological process: response to oxidative stress. NCBI's taxonomy places the organism in Eukaryota, Fungi, Ascomycota, Eurotiomycetes, Onygenales, Arthrodermataceae. The coding region runs from base 1 to 2409 and encodes 802 amino acids. The record is from RefSeq and is a predicted model, not a curated record. Gene Ontology annotation, molecular function: oxidoreductase activity, acting on paired donors, with incorporation or reduction of molecular oxygen; monooxygenase activity; iron ion binding. The transcript is spliced from 3 exons.
AUGUAUCGAUCUGCGGAUGGGUCUUACAAUAACAUAUUCCGCCCGGGUGUUGGGGCUGCUGGGUCGAGCUAUGCAAAGACUGUUCAGCCAAAAUCUGUACAACCGGUCAACCUUCCAGACCCAGGGGUUCUUUUUGAUUCGCUCAUGGCCCGAGAGAGAUUUGAACCACACCCUAGCCAGAUCUCUAGUAUGCUAUUGUAUCUCGCUUCAAUCAUCAUUCAUGACUUAUUCAAAACUGAUCCACGGAACCCAACCAUAUCUAAAACAUCGUCAUAUCUUGAUUUAUCUCCUUUAUAUGGAUCAAAUCAGACAGAGCAAGACAGUGUAAGAACCUUCAAAGAUGGGAAGCUGAAGCCUGACAGCUUUGCCGAAAGACGGGUACAUGGGCUACCCCCCGGCUCUGGGCUCUUACUUGUAAUGUUCAAUCGCUUUCACAACUACGUGGUUCGCAACCUGGCCGCCAUCAAUGAAGGUGGUAGGUUUUCCAAGCCCCAGGAUGGAGAUGCGAAGGCAUUUGCCAAAUAUGACAACGAUCUUUUUCAGACCGGUCGUCUGAUCACCUGUGGAUUAUAUAUCAACUGCAUCCUGAAAGACUAUGUGCGAACAAUCCUUAACAUCAACCGUAUCGAUAGUGAUUGGAGUCUUGAUCCGCGAGCAGAGAAUGCAAAGCCGUUCCUAGGCUCCCCAAUUGCCUCUGCAACAGGAAACCAGGUUUCCGUGGAAUUCAAUCUCAUCUACAGAUGGCAUGCCUGUAUUUCAGAGCGUGAUGUCAAAUGGUCAGAAAAUAUAUUCCGCAAGAUAUUUCCAGGGAGAAACCCUGAAACCAUCCCAAUGGAGGAGUUUCUUCGAAAUCUGGGAAAAUUUAGCUCGAGUCUUCCGGACGACCCUCAAGAGCGGGGAUUGGGACACCUCAGACGCGGACCUGACGGCCUGUUUAACGACGAUGAACUUGUUCAGAUGCUGACUGAGGGAAUCGAGGACUGCGCUGGGGCUUUUGGUGCCAAGGGCGUACCAAAACUCCUACGGCCUGUUGAGAUUCUGGGAAUUAUGCAAGCAAGGUCAUGGAACUUAGCAACCCUCAAUGAAUUUAGGAAACAUUUCCAUCUCAAACCGCACGAGACAUUCGAAGAUAUCAACUCGGACCCAUAUAUUGCUGACCAACUGAGACAUCUUUACGAUCAUCCCGAUAAUGUUGAACUUUACCCUGGUGUCGUUGUCGAGGAGGUAAAAGAAGUGAUGAUUCCAGGAAGCGGGCUCUGCCCCAAUUUCACAAUCUCUCGUGCUAUUCUCUCGGAUGCGGUUGCACUCGUUCGUGGAGACCGCUUCUACACUACUGAUUAUACCCCUAAGGCCCUUACCAACUGGGGCUUGAAUGAAUGCAACUAUGACCUUAAGGUCAACAAGGGACAUGUGUUCCACAAACUUAUCUUCAGGGCUUUCCCUCAGCAUUUCAAACGCAAUUCUGUCUACGCUCAUUUCCCAUUCGUUACCCCCUGGGAAAAUUCGAAAAUCCUCUCUGACUUGGGAAUUGCUCGGAAAUACUCCUGGGACAAGCCUGGAAGGAUGAACCCGCCUGUUAUGAUCAAUUCUCACUCCGCCUGCCGAACUGUCCUUGGAAAUAAGAGGGAUUUCAAAGUUACCUGGGGUGAAACCAUCGAAUACUUGAUGAAGCGAGAUGGCCAUCCAUUUGGUAAAGACUUCAUGCUUUCAGGGGAUCGUCCGGCCAAUUCAGUAUCUAGAAAGAUACUGCAUGACGCCCUCUAUAUUGAUCGUUGGCGUGAAGAAGUUAGAGCUUUCUAUAAGGAUACUACGAUAAAACUUCUCCACAGCAAGGCAUACAAGUUAGGUGGCACUAUCAACCAAGUAGAUAUUGUCCGUGAUGUUAUAAACAUGGCCCACGUUCAUUUCUGCUCCGCGGUGUUCUCUCUGCCCUUGAAGACCGAGGAGAACCCACGAGGCGUCUAUACUGAAAAGGAACUCUAUGACAUCAUGGCACUUGUUUUCAAAUGCAUAUUCUGUGACACUGACCCUGCGAAAAGCUUUGCUCUUCAUGAGGCAGCGCGGGAGAAUUCCCAGACUCUGGGUCGACUUGUGAUGACAAACGUUGAGCUAAUCAAGAGGACGGGGUUUCUGGCACCUCUGAUUGAUCGGAUUGAUAGACAUGACAAUAUUCUCGCCGACUAUGGAAUACACAUGAUCCAGCGGUUGCUGGAUACAGGUCUUCCACCUCAGGAUAUCGUCUGGUCACAUCUCUUGCCUACCGCUGGAGGUAUGGUUGCGAAUCAAGGGCAACUUUCUUCGCAGUGCCUGGAUUACUACCUUUCUAAAGAAGGUUCUGUGCACCUGCCAGAGAUUCGGAAGCUAUCAAAACUUGAUACUCCAGAGGCCGAUGAUAUCCUUCUUCGAUAG